Molecule: messenger RNA, 954 nt
Organism: Lactuca saligna
Lineage: Eukaryota; Viridiplantae; Streptophyta; Magnoliopsida; Asterales; Asteraceae
Source: the annotation of a GenBank genome assembly
AUGACCCCAUUAGGAAAUAAAUCUGUCCUCAAAGCACCCAUCCAUAACUUCAACGAAGAAAACUUCUACCUAAUCACUAAGGAAGGAGAGCAAGGGCAACUGCCUGUGCUGAUUUUGAGCAAGAAAGAAAGCACACAUUCGAAAAGACCAGCUGUUGUUUUUCUACAUAGCUCACAUACAUGCAAAGAGUGGGUACGCCCUUUACUUGAGGAUUAUGCUUCACGUGGAUAUAUUGCAGUUGCCAUUGAUUCUCGUUACCAUGGAGAACGUGCCAAAACCCCCACCGCCUAUGAAGAUGCUCUGGUUUCAUCAUGGAAAAAAGGUGAUACAAUGCCAUUUAUAUAUGACACGGUGUGGGACCUUUUAAUGUUGGCAGAUUAUCUAACCGCAAGAGAAGACAUAGACAAUUCCAAGAUAGGAAUCCUUGGGAUGUCACUUGGAGGAAUGCAUGCAUGGUUUGCUGCUUUUGCUGAUACACGUUAUUCAGUGGUUGUCCCCAUAAUUUCUGUUCAGAGCUUUCGGUGGGCCUUAGAUAAUGAUCAAUGGCAUGCUCGUGUGCACAGUAUUAAGUCUGUGUUUGAAGAAGCAAGGAUUGAUUUAGGGAAGGAUACCAUUGACAAAGAGGUUGUAGAAAAGGUUUGGAACAUAGCUGAGUUUGACUCAGAUCAUACAGUACCAGUCAUUGCAGUACGCCCUUUGUUGAUUAUAAACGGUGAAGUCGAUCCCCGUUGCCCACUAGAAGGUCUUGAUGCUACCAUAUCAACAACACAAAAGGCUUUCGACGCCCAUUCUUUGACUCAUUUCAAGGUGAUAGUCGAACCAGGAAUUGGACAUGAAGUGACGUUAUCAAUGCUUAAAGAAGCGAGUGAUUGGUUUGACAAGUUUCUCAAACCGUAGAAAUUUCUCAUGCAUGUGUAUGUAUGAUACCUUUAGGCCCUGUUUUUAAGCUCUGCU